Sphenostylis stenocarpa is the source of this 264-nucleotide messenger RNA. Lineage: Eukaryota; Viridiplantae; Streptophyta; Magnoliopsida; Fabales; Fabaceae. The record is from the annotation of a GenBank genome assembly.
AUGAAACCUCAAGCAGACCUUGCUAACAUUGGCCAGCAGAAGAGUUUCUGGAACCUUUCAUCAGAGCCUCAAGUUCUGUGUCAGUACAAAUUUUAUCCAACAUAUCUGACUGCUAAGGCUAUCCAGAUGAAAGUAGAGGACAUCAAAUGCAAUGAAGCUGCUUCAAGAUUCCCAGUUGAAAACAGAACAGAGUUGCAACAAAGAGGGUUGGAUGUGGCAGCUAGUGAAUCGUCCACUUUGGAACAACCUCGUCAACACCCAUAA